Messenger RNA from Hemibagrus wyckioides, 2125 nucleotides. RefSeq names its product activating transcription factor 7 interacting protein 2 (gene atf7ip2). The coding region runs from base 124 to 1173 and encodes 349 amino acids. Lineage: Eukaryota; Metazoa; Chordata; Actinopteri; Siluriformes; Bagridae. Gene Ontology annotation, molecular function: transcription coregulator activity; protein binding. The record is from RefSeq and is a predicted model, not a curated record. The transcript is spliced from 12 exons. Gene Ontology annotation, biological process: regulation of DNA-templated transcription. Gene Ontology annotation, cellular component: transcription regulator complex; nucleus.
CCCCCUGUCCCUGGUUUGAUCCGUUACUGUAAACUGAAGCAGCAGCUUGAGGUGGGAAAAAAAAAAACAGCGUGUGAUUUCCCACUGAGGCGGGCUGGACAUUUAUUUGCGGUGUUUUACAAAAUGACCAGUAUGAAAGGGAGACGAUGCGAUGAAGGAUCUGAAAAAUCAAGUGCCGCUGGAACCUUCUCCACGGCCCAGGUCCAGGAGCUGAUCUCCAAAGAGGUCCAGUCUGCCCUGGAGCAGUCAGACAAAACGAUGAAAGCCCUGAUGGAGAGAAUACAGGAGGCUGAGAGUGAACCCAAAUACGACACCAGACUUCGGAAGCUCGAGGCACACAUCAGGAAAGUGAAGCGAAGAGGCGACUCCGUGUUUGCAGACUUACGGAAACGCAGAAGCUUGGAUGUGACCCAGGAUCAGAAUCUCAUCCCAACACCUGAGAUAAAAACAAAGGAAAAAUCCAGGACCAGUUCUGCUAACGGAGGGAUUUCAGGCUCAUCCACAUCAGGAGACGUUGCCAGUGAAGGAGGCGCAGCGAGAAAACCUAAAGAAGGCUUCUGGCAGAGUUUGCGUACGAAGAAUCAGGUUGUGGACCUGACAGAUGACGAAGAAGCAGUGUGCAGGCAAAAUGGGACCAAGAUCAUCGAUUCACCUCAAACCUCCUCACAGGACGAUGUGGACAGUAGACCGUCUCCACUGGCAGAAGCUCCUGAGAUUCCUCGUCCUCUGAUGUUGAAGAAGAAAACCCCUGAGGUUCAGGAAGCAGAGGCAUCCCUGCUGUCCAGACUUCCGCCUUUCCCUCACACUCCGUUCCCGCACCAGCUUCCCGCCGCCGCUGCCAGCAAGUCCAUGCCUCAGAAGCCCGUGGUGAAAGUGGCGGCCAUCAAAAACCCGCGAGGAAUCGCUCUGCUGUGGAAUGUGGAGGAGGAGGACCCGGACGCCGCCGCCAUGGACUGCUACUACAUCUACGUGACGCAGCAGCGCAGUGACGGAACCUUCUCCAAGUGGAAAACCAUGGGCGUUAUCAAAGCCAUGCCUCUGCCCAUGGCCUGCAGGGUGGCGGCCGGAAGCUCCAGAGACAAAACACUGUGUUUCCUCAUCAUCGGGAAAGACAUGUACGGCCGCUACGGACCCUACAGCGACGUCCACAUCGUGUGGGCCGGAGAAAUGUGAACGCCUCCUCCUUUUUUCCUCUUUUUUAUUGACUAAAGUGUCAGAGAGGCGAGCUGCUCAGCUCAGGAGAGACUUUUAAAAAUUCUCGCUGGUGGUAUUUUUUAUUUUCUUUUAUUUUUUUGCCGUCAGGUAAUUUGUUUGAUCUUGAUACAAUAAAAUGUGUUCUGAUGAAAUUCUGUACUUCCUCAGUGAAACCUGCUUUAUACGAGACCACAGCAGAACAUCUGCAGGUAGAGGAAGAUGCUCUUGUAACAGCUGGAAAAUAUGCAGGCAGGCAGGUGAGGUGUAGAGACACCAGUAUUUAUAUUAAAAAAGGAGGUUUAAUACUCGUAUGUUUCAGUGGGAGCAGUUUGGGUUAAAUACAGAUUCCUUCUGUGGGUCCAUUCGUGUUGAAAAAAACUGCCGCAGUUCUGUAAAAGGUUUAACAUUUGUACAAUUCCAAGAUUUCUUUAAAUCACAUAUGCUGCUAUCUGGACGUAAUUUUUUUUUAAUCCUAAUAAAAACAUAUAAUAGUAUUCUCCCUGAGAAGGAUACUGUGAUGUUCGUAUUCACAAUAACAUUAUUAUUAUUAUUAUUAUUAUUAUUACUGAUUCACGAAAUCAAAAUCUGUUGCAGUACCACCAGAUAAACGCUAGGGGCAGUAUUGCAGGUACAGAUGUUCUCAUUUUGGAUAAUCAGCAUUACACACUGCCUCGCUAGUUAGAGGGCAUUUUUUGUUGUUGUUGUUGUUUCUUAAGCAAGUGUACCACAUUUCCUUCUCUCUCUCUCUCUCUCUCUCUCUGUCUGUCUCCCUCUCUCUUACUGUCUCUGUCGCCCUCUAUCUCCCUCUCUGUCUCCCUCCCUCUCUCUCUCUUCCCUCCCUCUCGCUCUGUCUCUCUUUCUCCUUUUGUCUGUCUCCCUCCGCUUUAAAAGAGUUGUAUGAAGAUUUCUUAAUAAAAUUUUAUUUUUUCCA